AUGGCGACGGUAGAAACUGCACAGGCAGUUUCCAUGGAAAGGCCCUCAAGUCAAGGGAGCCCUCGGCUCUUCAUGUUGCCUUUCCAUGGUACGGGUGAGGAUGCCCAGCCCAGCAGGGCACCAGCUGUGGCGGCGGCGGCAUCCAAUCAUUCCAACGAUGAUAGCACCUCUUCAAUCGACCAUGUGAUUGAUAAGAAACCAACGGAGACGAUCACAAAGCGACAGAAGGUUAAGCGCCAUUGUGCCAAGUUCAAGUGGUGGUACUUGGGAGGGUUGCUUAUAUUUCUCGUAAUCUUUCUCCCAAUUCUCUUCAAAGUAAUAGUUCCCGUCAUCGUCCAAAAAAUUGUCAACAAUCAAAGUCUGCCGGUGGAGAGUGGUGUCAUUCGAGCUGUUUCACCAAACGAGCUUUUGGUCACUCUGAAGACCUCACUAGACACACCGCUACCAGCCACGAUCAACCCCUUUGAACUGAGCCUCUACAACAAAGAUAGCGAUGAUCCUUCCCCUUUCGUCCAAAUCCAGCUACCUGAGGCGAAGGUUAAUCACAACACCACUAUUACGGUUGAGGAGCAGACAGUGAACGUUUUGAACGAAAACCAGCUAGUUUGGUGGUUUAGCAAUAUAUUUGAUCAAGCAGAGACGGAACUCUCCGUUUCUGGGAAGCCCAAAGUCAGUCUCGGGGCCCUAAACUAUGAACCUAAGAUGGAUGUCACGGUGAAGGUGCCAGCGUUAAAUCGCCUUCACGGUUUUACGGUUGAGAAGCUAGAAUUCACUGGGGUGCAGGACGGCAGUAGCAACAACAUCAAAGGGAAGCUCAACCUCCCAAAUGCGGGAGUCCUCACACUUGGUCUAGGGAAUCUCACCUUGAACAUCAUCUCCGGAGACAUUACCCUUGGUGUCGUUAAUGUUUACAACGUGGAGCUCAAACCCGGGAAUAAUACAAGCGAUUUUGACGGUGAGAUCUACCUCGACCAGCUCAUUCCCAAUCUAGGCGCCCUACUAGAUAGCCAGAAAGAUGCCCUGGCUGUUGGGGCUAUCGAUCUCACCGUCACUGGAAACUCAACGAUUGUCAAUGGCCAACACAUCAAAUAUGUGGAAUCAGUUCUAAACAAGAAAACUAUUAGCACAAGAAUUCCCAUCUUGACACUAGCAGGGGAUAUUCUAAGCGGUAUCCUCAGCAGCGACUCUCAAUCUUCGCUUGUUAAUGUCAUCGGCAAUGUGUUCGGUAACUCGUCGUUACUUGAGAGCACUUGGAGUCACUGGAGUAAAGAUCAGACUGGAGAUAACUCGGAGUCUCACUCAACUAAAACGAAGAGGGAUGCUCCCCGCUUCUCCCUAGUGAAAAACCUGGUACGGGUGAGUGUCAGAGCAAGCUUGAAGUCAAGCAUCGGUGUCAGGGUAUCAAUGUUCGGGGUCUCUCAGAUAGCUGGUGCACUCAUGAUGUAUGGCAUUGGCCUGGCCAAAAUGUCUAUCCAGACCUGGAGGGUUAUGUUCAUCGUCUGCGGUGGCCUUACCAUUCUUGCCGGUGUGUUGUUCAUCCCGUUCAUGCCGCGAGACCCAUCCUCUGCCUGGUUCUUAAAAGAGCAUGAGCGCAACAUCGCUGUGGAGCGCCUUGCACUCGACAGAGACACUAGAGAUCGUUCUGAAUUCAAUGUUUCUCAAAUAAAAGAGGCUUUCCUCGACCCCCGGACAUGGCUGUAUUGUUCAAUGGCUCUCUUCAUCUGCAUUCCAACCCCAAUCAUCAAGGUGUGUGCUGGAUUGCUGGAGUGA
This is a messenger RNA of Clonostachys rhizophaga, 1770 nucleotides long. Lineage: Eukaryota; Fungi; Ascomycota; Sordariomycetes; Hypocreales; Bionectriaceae. The record is from the annotation of a GenBank genome assembly.